Halteromyces radiatus is the source of this 1747-nucleotide messenger RNA. Its product is annotated as tRNA synthetases class II core domain (F)-domain-containing protein. Bases 146 to 1690 code for a protein of 514 amino acids. The transcript has 7 exons. Gene Ontology annotation, biological process: phenylalanyl-tRNA aminoacylation. Gene Ontology annotation, cellular component: phenylalanine-tRNA ligase complex; cytosol; cytoplasm. Lineage: Eukaryota; Fungi; Mucoromycota; Mucoromycetes; Mucorales; Cunninghamellaceae. The record is from RefSeq and is a predicted model, not a curated record. Gene Ontology annotation, molecular function: ATP binding; tRNA binding; phenylalanine-tRNA ligase activity.
UGAGAUCAAAAAGUUCUGUGUAGAAACAGACUGACAAAGGAGAAUCGGGUGGCUGAUUGGGUCUCAUCUUUUUUUUUUUUCUUUCUCUUUUUUUUUCCCUUUUUUUUUCUAUUUUUCCCCUUCGACAAAAUACACAUCAACCAACAUGGCCAGUCUUGAAAUAUUACAAACCUUAGUUCUUGAAACUUUAAAUAAACAAAAUGUUAUUGAAAACACCAAGGAUUUGACCACCUCUGAUAACCAACCUAUUGACCAACUUGUUUUAUUGGGUGCCCUUAAUAGUUUAAAGUCAAAAGACAUGAUCGAUUAUUCCUCUAUUGACCGUGAAUUAUGGACUUUAACUGAAGAAGGACAACAAUUGGCAGACCAUGGAAGUCAUGAAGCUCGUGUUUUCGAUGCUGUACCUGCUGGAGAUGAAGGUAUUGCCAUUAGUGAUAUUCAAGCAAAAUUGGGUGAUUCUGCCAAAGUAGGUCAAGGCAAGGCAUUCAAAAAUAAAUGGAUUUCCAAAAAAGGUGGCAACUUGAUUCGCUUGGUGGACUCUAUUGUGGAUCAAACUCAAUUAGAUUUAAAGCAAAUACAAUCUGCAGGUACUUUACAAGAUGCCAAACUUUUGACUGAAUUGAAGAAACGUAAAUUGGUCGAUAAACAAAAAAUCACUUCUUUCCAUGUUACCAAAGGUCCUGAAUUCUCAUUAGAAAUUAAAAAGGAAGCUACUGAUAUCACUUAUGAAAUGUUACAAAGUGGUGAAUGGAAGACUGCUUCAUUCAAGAAAUAUAACUUUGAUGCUGCUGGUGUUCAUCCUAAUGGUGGUCAUCUUCAUCCUCUUAUGAAAGUACGACAGGAAUUCCGCGAAAUCUUCUUUGAAAUGGGUUUUGAAGAAAUGCCAACCAACUGUUUUGCUGAAUCUAGUUUCUGGAAUUUCGAUGCUCUUUUCCAACCUCAACAACAUCCUGCUCGUGAUGCUCAUGAUACAUUCUUUUUGAAAGAUCCUGCUACAACUGAUCGUUUCCCUCGAGAAUUAAUGGAAAAGAUCAAGAAUACACAUGAAACUGGUGGUGAUACUGGAUCUAUUGGUUAUAAUUAUAAAUGGAAGGAAGAUGAUGCUGGCAAGAUGUUAUUACGUACUCACACCACAGCUGUCAGUUCUUAUAUGCUUUACAAACUGGCAGAACAAACAAAGGCACAAGGAUUCUUCAAACCUGCAAAAUAUUUCUCCAUUGAUCGAGUGUUCCGUAAUGAAUCUGUAGAUGCUACUCAUUUGGCUGAAUUCCAUCAAAUCGAAGGUGUGAUUGCUGACAAGAACCUGACACUUGGUAACCUUAUCGGCUUUAUGGAUGUCUUUUUCAAAAAAAUGGGUAUGGAUAAGAUUCGCUUCAAACCUACUUAUAACCCUUAUACCGAACCAAGCAUGGAAAUUUUCUCUUAUCACGAAGGAUUGAAGAAAUGGGUAGAAAUUGGUAACAGCGGUCUUUUCCGUCCUGAAAUGUUAGAACCUCUUGGUUUACCUUCUGAUGUACGUGUAGUUGCAUGGGGUCUUGGUUUGGAACGUCCUACCAUGGUAAAAUAUGGUAUCAACAACAUUCGUGAUUUGCUUGGUCAUAAGGUGAACAUUAGUAUGAUCAAGGAAUAUCCUGUAUGUCGAUUGGACAAGAAGAUGGGAAAAGAAUUGAUUGGUUUAAGUCAAGAUUAGAUUAUUUAGAUAGAUAGUCCUUUUUUUUUUUUUGUUAUAUAUGUUUUGUUUUAUUUU